This is a messenger RNA of [Torrubiella] hemipterigena, 2605 nucleotides long. Lineage: Eukaryota; Fungi; Ascomycota; Sordariomycetes; Hypocreales; Clavicipitaceae. The record is from the annotation of a GenBank genome assembly.
GAUUAUUUGAAAGAUUGACUAUAAACGUGUCUACUUGUAACUUUUGCCUGCCCGCUGUAGCCAGCUGGCGGGUGACAGCCACGCGUCAACUGGCAAUGCCACCACCCGAGACAAGGGCGGCAAGUUCGUCUGGGUUGCAGAUAAUUUUUCCCCUAUCCAUCACUGCUGGUCCAUCACUGCUGGGCAGUGGACGUUAAAUUAGAGUAACAACUAAAAUCUUCACAGAUAACGCCGGAGACUCCUGUAUUCUGCGGAGUCCGCAAACUCAGACAAGCGCAUCGGUGUCCAAGCAAGCACCGACUCUCCGACACACAAACACACUCCGCACUCGAUUCUUCUACAUCUUAUUCCCGAGUCCGCUCUGUUGGUAUUCUCCCAUUUCUUGGCAUCAUGUUUUCCAUUUAUCCGUAAUUUGUCGCUAUUUUGACCGCCGCCGCACGUUUGGCCAGUACGCGUGUUCCUGAGCCUUUGACGUCAGAGAAGCGCAUUUGAGGCUAAACUUUAGCGAGGCGCUAAUGGCCUGCAACCGCUUGGCCACAUCGGGGCAAGGCUACGAUGCAACUCCAGACGGUCCAUUGUGGCCGUGCAUUAUAGGAUAAAAUGGAUGAAUCACAUGGCAUAAAAGGGGGCUAUGAGAGAAGAGGCCGCCAUUGUAAUAAUAUUUACAAAUUUAUCAGAUGACACGGUGAUUGGGAUUGUGGCAAAGUCAAAAAAGUGCGAGACCACAAUUCUCAAGCUCUAACUAACUCUUAUAUACAGCCCAAAAUCUCACAUAAUCCUCUUAAUUAAUAGUCAAAAGACUACAGAGUCUGAUACUACUAAUUACCUUUUUAUAGCUCAGAUUUGACGCUAAGUCUAAGAUUUUUGGGCAGUUUUCUGUGAAUUUUGUAUGUUUCAUCUGCUUGAGGAAUCAAGCACAAAGGCUUCGGGAAGUUGCGGGCUCCGAUCUGGGAUCCUCAAGGGCUCAUAACCGUGAGAAAGUCAAAAAAGUGUGACACCACAAUUCUCUAACUCUUAUAAGCAGCCCAAACUCCCACAGGGAUAUUAGGAUAUUCCUCCCCGUAUCGGGGUUGCAAAAAGAGCGGUUGGACGUGUAAGUGGCGCGACUCCAUCAACGUGCCAAGACAGACAAGGAGAGACCGGCGUUCCGUCGAUGCCGCGUGAUAUUACACUGUUUUCUUUGGUAUAGAGACAAGUCUCUGGAAAAAGGACCUAUAAACAAACAGGGUAUUUUGUUAGUGUUGACUCUCUAACACUUACUUGCCUUUGCUGGCAGAUUUCGACCAACUCCUUCCCAGCUUUGGACGAUUCACUGCUGCACACUUCCAAUACAUUAACAACCUUCUUCAAUAUCCUAGAAUUUCACUGUGCACCGGGAGACGGUAGCUUACAAAUAUGCGUUUCCGACUCGCAUCUGCACUGGCUGUUGCAACCACCCUCCUAGCCCUUUGUGCUCUUCGACACCACAUCCAAGUUCUUCGCGAUAUUAUACACACUUAUUCGGCAUUUUACCCUUUGAUACGAGAGUAUCCAGAACUGUUGUAUAAAUAUCCCGAGUCGAAUAAUGAGUCGACUGCCGUUCCCAAAAUCAUUCACCAAGUCGCUCUUGGAAAUGGCACGAUAGCAAAGUACGAACAAGCCAUGGAGAGCUGCCGACAGCUUCACCCAACAUGGCAAUUUUUCCUCUGGACGGACACAAAUGCGACCGAUUUUAUGGCUGAAAUGUAUCCCGAGAUUUCGCCACAUUACAAUGGCUACUUUCAAAAUAUUCAGAGAGCCAAUGUCCUGCGAUACGCGGUGCUACACACAUUUGGUGGUGUCUACUUGGAUUUGGACAUUACCUGUCUGGUUGCGCUAGAAGCAACCGGGCUGACGCAGCUGCCUUUUGUCAGCCCUGGAGCCCAUCCUGCAGGUGUCAAUAAUGCGUUUAUUCUCACACAACCUGGUCAUAGCUUUCUUGAAAGGCUACUGUCGGCGAUCCCACGCCACGAUCUGGCAUGGGCUGCACCUAUGCGGCUUCCGUAUAUAGAGAACAUGCUCAGCACUGGAUGCAUGUUCUUUUCAAAUCAGUGGAUCAAAUAUGCGGAACGCUAUGUUUCCGGAGAGGAGACUGAAAGCGUCAUGGUUUUGGCCGACAAAGAGGGCGAUAUUGCACCUCAUAUGUUGCGCGGCAUAGUGCAAACCCCAAUCAUGGCACACGGCGGAGCCAGUAGCUGGCACGGAUGGGACGCAGCGGCAAUUGUGGCCAUUGGCAAGCAUUACAAAUCGAUAGUGUCGCUUGUCGCCGUAGGAUUCACUCUUGCAAUUUUGUGUGUCCUUUUAAGGUGCUUGGGUACGAGGGUCAAGCGCCACAAAUCGUGGAUGUUGCAGGGGGCGGAGAAGGGCCUGCUGGAAUAGUUUAGCACGCAUAGCAAUUGCUUUCCAUCAUUCAGUGCAGCGAGUGUUAUUGGAGACCGCAUUGAUAUAUUUGAUUUCUUGUUUCGCUCCUAGUUGAAAUCAUAUUUUUUGUCCUAAUUAUCUCACAUAGACUCAUGUCAUCGGUUAUCCGCGAGUCAGGCAGUCCCCUGCACAGCCGAUGGUGCUGAGCUUGGCGAUGAGUAUCCAG